Messenger RNA from Aspergillus heteromorphus CBS 117.55, 2305 nucleotides. RefSeq names its product Zn(II)2Cys6 transcription factor. Gene Ontology annotation, biological process: regulation of transcription by RNA polymerase II; DNA-templated transcription. The transcript is spliced from 4 exons. The record is from RefSeq and is a predicted model, not a curated record. Gene Ontology annotation, molecular function: RNA polymerase II cis-regulatory region sequence-specific DNA binding; DNA-binding transcription activator activity, RNA polymerase II-specific; zinc ion binding. Bases 1 to 2190 code for a protein of 729 amino acids. Gene Ontology annotation, cellular component: nucleus. Lineage: Eukaryota; Fungi; Ascomycota; Eurotiomycetes; Eurotiales; Aspergillaceae.
AUGCAUCCCCACGAUUCUGCUACGCGAAAACGCCGACGCCCACCACUGGCUUGCGGCGAGUGUCGUCGUCGCAAAAUCAGAUGCGAUCGCAAGUCUCCUUGCGUCCAUUGCACCCGCUUCAACCGUGUCUGCGCAUAUGCCGCCGGCACGCCCAAGAAAGUCCCACAGCAUGAUCGCACCAUCGAUCUGACCACACCGAGAUCGCAAACACCUUCUUUACCACCGCCGUACGUCAAAAAUAAAACGGCAGUUGCAGUGUCCUUUGACGCACCACAUUCACAUGCGUCGCCCGGCUCCUCGACGGAUGUUCAAGAUGGAACCUCGCAAUCUUCAUUGCUGGUGCGGGCUCUCUCGGCUCGCGUCAGAGAGUUAGAGGAGAAACUCAACCAGACUUCCAGUCCGUCAAGCGGAGAUCGAUCGAGUCAGCUGGCAGCUGUGCCAUCGGAACCGUCUCCCAUCAAUGGGACUUUCUUCAAGAGGAGGUUCUUUGGGAACAGUCAACGGUCGAUCUGUGAGUACAAGUUCCGUCCCCUGUUCGCCAGGCUCCUGCGAUCCGGAUGUCCCGAAAGUGUGGAGGUCCAUGAGCUCCUCCACCAAUGCAAGCGCCUGGGGCGAACGGUAAAAGCACAGGAGGUGUUCCACCAGCCCGUCUUCACUGAUCUCCGCGAGUACGUCCCUCCUCGACAGACUUCAGACCAGCUUGUGCAGGCUUACCUGCGCACCAUGGAGUCGGUCUACCGAAUCGUACACGUCCCGUCUUUGUUGCGAGCGUAUGAGCAGUACUGGGUAGACUCGUCGGCCGCUUCGCCGGGGUUUAUCAUCACCCUCCUACUCAUAAUGGCCAUUGGCAGCGUGUUCUGUCUUGAACAAAACCAAAACGGCCUACCCGUUUCUCGGGCAGCUGCUUCACACUGGAUCUACACAGCCCAGACAUGGCUCAGCUCGCCGUUUGAGAAGUCCCGACUGGAUAUCGACACGCUGCAACUCCACUGUCUCCUUCUUAUUGCCCGUCAGACCAACGCUGUAGGGAGCGACCUGGUCUGGCUGGCUGCUGGCACAUUAUUACGGACCGCCAUGCACAUGGGCCUUCACAUUGACCCGCGUCAUAUGCCAGAUAUGCCACCAUUCAAGGCGGAAAUGCGACGAAGGCUCUGGGCUACAGUUCUCGAAAUUAACCUGCAAACCAGCAUGGACGCUGGUGGCGUCCCUCUUAUCAGCUGCGACGACUACGACUGCGAACCGCCGAUGAACAUCGAUGACGAGCAGAUGGAAAACCCUACCCCGCAGUCCACGGAGACAUUCACAGAGACAUCGCUUCAAAUCGCACUUCUCCGAUCCGUGCCCGUUCGCCUCCAAAUCGCUCGGUUCACCAAUGACUUCCGCAGCGGCACGGCCUACGACGAAGCUCUGCGUAUGAGCGCAGACCUCACGGCCAUUUACCGCCAAAACUCCACUCUCUUCCGAACAUUCCACCAGAGCGUGUCUCAUCCCACUCCCUUCCAGGCCAGGUUCUUCGAUCUGAUGACACAGCGCUUCCUCCUCUCUCUCCAUGAUCCAUUUACUAUCCGGGCCAAGUCCAACCCGAUGUACUGCUACUCCCGACAAAUCGGUCUCCAGACCUCCCUCCAGAUCCUCAGCCCAUUCACAACCGACGUCCCCGACGCGGAGAUCGACCAAGACUACAAAUCCCUCUUGCUCCUCGGUGCGGCUCUCUACCGCGACGUCACCAUCCAAGCCAUCUGCACGGUCGCCGACGAGGGUCUCAGCAACCUAGAGGAGAAAAGCUCCUCGCUGACAGCACUUGGACCUAGCCCUUCACUCGACCCACACCUGCUGGCCGUCCGCGCCAUCGUGGAACGAUACACGGUCUACAGCAUGGGACGCAUCCGCGCGGGCGAAACCAACAUGAAGGGAUACCUGAUGGCAGUGUUCUUCCUGGCUCAUAUCGACGCGAGAACGAACGACGUGCCCAUUGAUCCGGCGGUGUACGGGGCAACUCGGUCGGCGUUGAAAACGUGCAUCGGUCUACUAGAGGAUAUGGUAGAGAAAUCUACCCGGGGCUCUGAUCCCGAUAUUCCUAGCGUGAACAUUGAGGAUACCACGGAGUCGUUCAGUCCGAAUGACUGGCUUGCGACGGAUGAAUUGGACCUGGAUGUGAAUUACUGGCUUGCCAUGCACGGUAUGAUCUAAGUAUCAGCCAGGGUGUUGUCACUAAGAAUCCCUGCGGGGAGCUCUCAUUUUCUCGGCCGUUUUCCUCUUACAUGUACAGGAUCAAGCAUACACAUAUACCCAACCACCCAUCUAC